This is a messenger RNA of Solanum stenotomum, 1176 nucleotides long. RefSeq lists its product as uncharacterized. The record is from RefSeq and is a predicted model, not a curated record. NCBI's taxonomy places the organism in Eukaryota, Viridiplantae, Streptophyta, Magnoliopsida, Solanales, Solanaceae. Gene Ontology annotation, biological process: negative regulation of translation; mRNA catabolic process. The coding region runs from base 79 to 930 and encodes 283 amino acids. The transcript has 9 exons. Gene Ontology annotation, cellular component: CCR4-NOT complex; CCR4-NOT core complex; P-body.
CUACCUGAAAAAUGCAGUAUAUAUAUCUGCUGCUCGGAGUACCAAUGUCAGUAUUGGGAGGAGGAGCCACCGGAAAAAAUGCAAUCAGCAGAGCAGCUUGUGCUUGAACUCAGCAAUCCCGAUCUUAGAGAAAAUGCUCUUCUUGAACUCUCUAAGAAGAGGGAAUUAUUCCAGGACUUAGCCCCAUUACUAUGGAACUCGUUUGGUACUAUUGCUGCGCUCUUACAGGAGAUAGUUUCCAUCUACCCUGUUUUAUCACCGCCAAACUUGACUCCAGCACAAUCUAACAGAGUUUGCAAUGCUUUAGCACUUCUUCAGUGUGUAGCCUCUCACCCUGACACGAGAAUGUUGUUUCUCAAUGCACAUAUUCCUUUGUACUUGUACCCUUUUCUGAAUACAACAAGCAAAUCAAGACCUUUUGAAUAUCUGAGGCUUACUAGCUUAGGAGUCAUUGGUGCCCUUGUGAAGGUUGAUGAUACUGAAGUUAUCAGUUUUCUACUAUCAACUGAAAUAAUUCCCCUGUGCCUGCGCACAAUGGAGAUGGGCAGUGAACUGUCAAAAACGGUUGCAACUUUCAUUGUGCAAAAAAUACUUCUAGAUGAUGUUGGUUUGGAUUACAUAUGUACCACAGCAGAAAGAUUUUUUGCAGUUGGCCGAGUUUUGGGGAAUAUGGUAGGUGCACUUGCUGAACAGCCUUCAUCUAGGUUGCUGAAGCACAUAAUUAGGUGCUAUCUUCGCUUGUCAGACAAUCCAAGGGCAUGUGAUGCACUAAGAAGUGGUCUCCCUGAUAUGCUUAGAGACACCACCUUCAGUACCUGUCUUCGUGAGGACCCUACAACUAGGAGGUGGCUACAACAAUUGAUUAACAAUGUUAAUGGUGCCCGUGUUGCUCUACAGGCAGGUGGAUUUGAUCAUAUGCUGAUGAACUAAGUGGAGACAAUAAUUUAAUCUUUAUGUUUGUUGUCCCGAAAUUGAUUAACAAUGUUUAGUUAAGAAUGCACUCUCUUAAACUGUAGUGUGGUGUAAGGUUGAUCAUAUGCUAGGAAUAUCUCUUUCUGAUACAGUUGGUAGAAUCCGUUUUGGAUAUUUAUAGUGUAAUUUGAGGAUGCUCAACUUUGCAUCUUCAUUCGAGUAAAGAUUCGUAUAAUUUAUCUGUAAGUCUGCAGGUUCAUAUAA